AUCUUGCGCGAUAGCUAGGAAGGUCUCAUUUCGCAUUCGCCGACGUGUGUGUUCAACGUCCGCUGCGCGUUUUUGCUUUGUGCUGCAGAUUUUGUGCCAGAUCUGCAUUGGUAUUGCUCGCGUAUUUGUGAGCGAGUUUUGUCUUCAAAAUUUGAGCGCAUUUUUAUGCGUCAGUGGAUUGUGUAGAAGAGUUUUGUUUGUAGUACGCUUGGGGUUUGAGUGGCGCUGGUGAAGAUUUGAACGGGCAGAGUCAGAUGAUGUUUUAGGUCCAAGAUUUGAAAUCCUGAGUGAUUUUGCUCGUCUUUUUGUUUUUGUUUUUGUUUUUUUUGUUUUGUUUGUUUUUUUUUCAAUUUUUCCAUUGGUGUGGCGCACGGUAGACGAAGUUGUGGUCGUCGGAGCUUGGGAGUUUUCUGUUGUGGUGCUGCAAGGGCUUUGGCUUCAGAGUUUGGACAUGGCGACUGCGAACCAGCCUCCGGUGUUACCUGUCACUCAACCAGGAGCAGCUGCGGGAGUCACGCCGCAGCAAGCUACGUUCUGGUUGCUGUAUGGAAAGUCUCAGGAUGCAUUCAAUCUAGCGCUUGCGCAGAAGCGGCCGUGGGCGGAAAUGGCUGACCGGUCACAGUUGGCGAAGCCUGAGUCGUUCAGCGAGGCUGUUACGCGGGCGCGCAAAAAUUGGUACUACUUCCGUAUCAAUUACUCGCUCGUUUUGGUGGGUGCCGUUGCAUUGAGCUUGGUCUUACACCCGGGAUCACUGUUCUUCCUUGCCGCCCUGUUAGCUGGAUGGACUUACCUCUACCUUGUUCGAUCUGAGCCACUCGUCGCAUUUGGACGAACCUUCACUGAAAGGGAGGUCUUUCUCGGCAUGAGUGUGUUCACCGUUAUUAUGGUCUUCAUGACCAAUGUUGGAUCUAUUCUGAUUUCUGCUCUCAUCAUUGGCGCUGCUAUUUGUUUCGCUCAUGGUGCGUACCGCGUUCCUGAUGACCUUUUCCUUGACGAACAAGAGGCGAGCGGAGGGUUUUUGUCCUUCCUUUCAUCGGGAAGUGUUCCGCAAGUGAUGGCACGGGUGUAGACUCCUUUCACCAAUGUAUCAGUAACCUUGUCACGGAACUAGUUUUUUUUCCUCUUAAGUCGUCAUUAUUUGGACGAUCUGAUUCUUUCAUAGUUAGUCUAUCACAUGCGGACUCAGGAUUUGAAUUCCCGACAUAGGACAGAAACCAUAUCAUUCUUUAUUGCAUACCACAGCUUGGGUAUGGUUUCAGUCUGUCCAAGUGAGGAUUUAUCGGCAUAUCCUCCUUGCCUCGCGUUGAAUUGUUGAUUUGAGGGAGGAGAAAGCUCAUUUGUUUAGAUCCAGAUCUAAAGCAGAUAGGAUGCAAGAUAUUUAGCGGAGUUAACAGGAUCUGGUUAUUCAGAAACCUUCACUGAGUUGUAUGCCCCUAGAGUUUUGCUUAGCAUGUAGUCUUGAAUCAUAGUUCGUGCUGGAUAGUGACCUUUUGGACAACAAUUUUGGUCGUUCAGGAGAAUGUCCACUAUUCUGAAGGGCAGAUGACCUGUUGUAUGUUUCAUUGUAUACCAGUUGGCUUAUUCACCAUCGCAGGUUACAAUUGGGAAUUUCGUCAAUACGAUUAUAGAGCAAUUUCCAGAAAAAUCAGUCUCGCAGCAGCGGAAUUGCAGUUGUCUAUUAUUUCUUUGAAGAAGGAUGUAUGCUGAAGCCUCCA
This is a messenger RNA of Physcomitrium patens, 1715 nucleotides long. RefSeq names its product PRA1 family protein B4. Gene Ontology annotation, biological process: vesicle-mediated transport. Gene Ontology annotation, cellular component: endoplasmic reticulum; Golgi apparatus. The record is from RefSeq and is a predicted model, not a curated record. Lineage: Eukaryota; Viridiplantae; Streptophyta; Bryopsida; Funariales; Funariaceae.